Molecule: messenger RNA, 1706 nt
Organism: Bursaphelenchus xylophilus (pine wood nematode)
Lineage: Eukaryota; Metazoa; Nematoda; Chromadorea; Rhabditida; Aphelenchoididae
Source: the annotation of a GenBank genome assembly
AUGGCUGCCAGUCGAAGAUAUCAAACUGUUAUGAUUAUCGACCCUUGGGAGUACCGGGGCUUCUGUUUUCGCGGAGAAGGUCGACGGAAUCUGGUGGUCAGCGCCAAACACGAGAAGGAGGAUUUGAGGUGAGUUUUUGCUCAAUUUUAUGAGGAAACAAAAUGUGAGGAUUAAGCUUUCACAGUUAAAUGUACAACUAUAUUUUCCUUCAGGAUUGUAUGGAGAUUAACCAAAGACAAACGGGCUCGAAUUGUGGCCUUCAAUUCGAACAGCGAGUUGUUGAUAAAGUACAUCAGAAGCUACGUUCUCCCUCUGGUGAAUCCCCAUUUCUUCAACGAACCCCGACUGGUGAAUAUGCAUUUCAAUGAUCUGAUUCACAUCUCCAAGGUAAAGUUUGGUCCUUGUUUUUGUGAUUCAAAUUUUCAAGGGUUUAAUAAUGUAUUUUAGAUCCCUUUGUUGCCCCACAAUCAGAAGGUGGAUUCCUUUUCCGAACUCUGUGACAACAUCCGAUUCCCUUUAUCCCUCUUUCCUCUUGAUUACCGUUCUCGAUCUGAAUUCGGUAUUUUCUUUGAGGAUUGGAGUCUGGAGAAUGUUCUUCCGUCUUUGGAGAUGAACCCAUUUGUUUCAGUACUCCAAAUGCCUGAUGCCACACGAAUGCCCAAGAAGAUAUUUAGUAAUCUGGUAAUGUAUGGGCCAACUCUUACUGUGGAGAUCAAACCGAAGCAAGGAUUCUAUCAGAAACAUCAUGGAGUCAAUCUCCCCUUUUGCAAUAACUGUAUUUUGCAGGUAAGAUGCAUAUACUUUGAUUUUAACAUGAUGUAAAUUGUAAUUUUUUUUAGUUGGAGAAGACGCAAUCCAAAGAAUUUUGCCGGAUGUAUGAUUUCUGUCCCCUAGAACUUUACAGUGGGGAAUUUCCUCGAAUGAUGGACGCUCUCAUUUCCCUGUUUAAGAACCCCCACAGAAAUCUGCGUCUUUUCCGGGACGGGGAUUGUGUUUAUGAUGAUCAAUCCGAUUUCUCCGAUCUCCGUCGUCUCGACAAUCAGAUAUUUCCAGGACAAAACAAUUCCAUUAACCUUCUAUUGUCCUUGGUAAGCAAUUUCGCCCUGAUUGUUAUGUAGUAUUUGCAGUUGUGUUAUGCGUUGGCUGGUGUCCGAGCUUCGGAUGAGCCAUUUUAUUUGCACGAAAACUCCAUUCUGGCCACUUUAUUAAAGGCCCAAAGAGUAGAUUCGAUCGGAAUUGUGAAAGCAAAAGAAAUCUAUGAUCGACAGCCACAGGAAGUAAAAGUAAGGGAAUUUUGACGAACUAGUCAUCUCCGAGUAUUUUUUUAUUAAACGAUUAAUUUGCAGGAACAGUUAAUGGACGAAAGUAACUUACUCCAGAAGGACGGGGCCAAAUUGUUUACAUCAAACGACGAACGUUCGCUUCUAGAACGAUACUUUGUGGCCGCCACGAUGAAAGACUGUAGUUUAAUGAUCAAUUGUCGCUUGGUCAGAGGGCCGACAGUAUUCACGGAUGAGAGCCCAAGCAGUCGUCUGAUCCGCAUUGAGACUAAUGCGGAUCCCCUUUACUUUGCUGUCCAUGUUCAAGUUGUAGAUCUUGAUCCAAAGCUUCCUCGGAAUCUUCUUAAUGCACAUCAACGAUUUAUGAAUGGAGUCCAGAUCAUAAACAACACUCCCGGUAUUCACAAGCCUUGUCAUAUCCACUAA